Adineta ricciae is the source of this 1470-nucleotide messenger RNA. The record is from the annotation of a GenBank genome assembly. NCBI's taxonomy places the organism in Eukaryota, Metazoa, Rotifera, Eurotatoria, Adinetida, Adinetidae.
AUGCCUCGCACAACGACAGAGACAAAUAAUAAUUCUCAUCCGGGUUCAGCAACCAAAUCAAGCAAAAAAGUUACCAUCAAGAAUGGGUCGAGCAUUCCAACCAUCGAAGAACGUCUCGGUUAUCUUCGUCCGUCGAGAGAGUUGUUAGAAUUCUAUCGACGAAAGAUCGCUCAAUACGACAAUGAACGUGAUGAUAUGAUUCAAAAACUCGAUCGAUGUAAAGUUGCUUACGAGGAAAAGCAUAAAUUGGAAUGGGAAGUGCGUAAACGUGAAAGUGAAAUAGUUGAAUUACAGAAGGCUAUUAGUGAUUUGCAAAUCUAUUUAUUUCAAGAACGUGAACAAGUUCUACGUCUUUACGCUGAAAACGAUCGCCUGAAAAUUCAAGAAUUACAGGAUCGUAAAAAAAUCAAUCGCUUAUUGAAUCUAUGUGGUGUUAGUGAAGAAGAAAUAACUUAUUUCGUCAAAGAGCCACCGGGUGUCGGAAUUGUUCCUCAAAAAGUCUCACCGGUAGUUGUCAAUGAGCAACGUCCAUCAACUCAUUCGAAGGAUCUAGUCCAAAAGAAAUCAACGAAAGUUGCACCGCAAAUCCGCGAUAACGAAACACUCCUGUUACAAAUCGAAGCAUUACAAGCUCAACUCGAAGAACAAACAAAACUAGCAAAAGAACAAGUCGAAUCGUUACUUGAAGAUCGCCGUGUACGCAUCGAAGAAUACGAUGUCCAACGCAAACGAGAUGAAGAACGUCUUAAACAAAGCCAAGAAAAAAUUGUUCAAAUGCAAAAUCUUCUUCAUGAAUCAACCAAAGAUGUGAUUGAAUCGAAAUUCGAUUUACGUAACGCCGAAAGGCAAUGGUUAACCGAGAAGGACCAACUGUUGCAAGAAUUAGACAAAACGGCAGCGCACGAACAACGAAAAGACGAUGAAAUUCUUUUUCUCAACACUUCGAAUCAUAUCCAAAAUACCUCAUCAGCAGCUUCGCUUCUUCUCCAGGAAAACGCCUAUUUUGAAGAAGAAAGGAAGAAAUACGAAGAUGAAAUCCACUCUUUGGAACAACAACAUGUUCAAACACACAAACUUGCUGAAAUGUAUCGAAAUCAGGUCUUAUCUUUAGAAGAACAAUUGUGCAAGAUUCGAGAAGAAGGUGAUGUUACACGAGAGAUUUAUAAAGAUCGAUCGGAGAAGAUGGGUCGACGACUGACAUUGUCAAACGAACGAUUUAAGGAAUUAGAACGCCGCCGAAAUAUGGAAAUCGAAGGUUUCAAGACUGAUAUCAAAAUGUUACGACAAAAGUUGAAAUAUGUUGAAAAACAAUUGUUUAGAGUUACCGUUGGUUUAACAGGAAAUACAGAUGAAAUCGAUGUUCUUCAACACGUGAAAGAAACAGCUGUCCGAUCGAAAGAAAUGCAAGGCGAAUUGAAUCAUUUGAAAGCGAAAAUUUAUAGUUUAGAAAACGACGUUCGUCAUUUAUAG